Messenger RNA from Teleopsis dalmanni, 738 nucleotides. RefSeq lists its product as uncharacterized. Bases 11 to 727 code for a protein of 238 amino acids. The record is from RefSeq and is a predicted model, not a curated record. The transcript is spliced from 5 exons. Lineage: Eukaryota; Metazoa; Arthropoda; Insecta; Diptera; Diopsidae.
UAUAGAAGAAAUGAAAAAAACUGUUGACUUUAAUAGAAAAUAUAUUGAAAAAGAUGGAUCCGAUUAUGAUUUUAGUAUAGAUUCUGAUUCUAUAAAAUCGGCUUUUUCACAAUUUCGGUUUACGAAUGAAAAAUUUCCAAAAGUAAACGCAAAUGAAUUCUCAUCUAAAGAACUUUCUCAACUUUAUCGGAAUAACAAAGCAAUUAAGAACACUAAAAAAUUUGAUUAUAGCUUUGAGUCUAUAUUUGAACACCAAAUAGAAAGUAAUAAUGAUCUAAAGACAGAAGGUCAAGAAAAUGCAACAAAACUUAAAUGCAAUUGUGAUUUUGGCCAUAAAUCUGAACUUAGAAAGUGUAUGCCUGAAACCAAGGACAUGAAAAAGACUCCAAUUUAUACGUCCUAUAAUAAUUCUAAAUUGAAAGAUGACAUUGCAUUAGAAUAUAAAUCAACUAGAAUUAUAUCUACAGGGAAUGAUUAUGGAGUAAUUACUCAAGAUCAGCGCAGAUGUAAAUCGAAGUAUAUAUACCCCGAAACGGUCGUGCUUCUUACAAUAAAUCUUUUGUUAUGCAUAUUGACCUAUAUCGUAGGGACACUGGCGUAUAUAUUAAUUGUUAAUUAUGUUGCUGUGUUUCUAUACAAAAUGUUUCAAGUACUAACAUUUUGUGUUCCAAUAAUAGUUUUGAAUGAGUUUCAGAGAAUUAUUAAAUAUUUAUAUUAUAGAGUUUGAUUGUCUUAAAA